CAACGCAGACUCGGCGGUGUCAAUCAGCUUGUGUUGCUAGCUAUUACAAGUUGUAAUAAGCAAGCUAAACUUUACCACCCAAUAUAUUUACUGUUUUUACACGCAGAACAGCGAUGGACUGUGGGGAUGUUCAGUGCACUCCCCUGGUCUUUCUGACUUUCCUUCAGCAGCAGAUCUGCAGCAAUGCGGAGUUCCGGAGAGAGUUGGACUCAUUGGGCCGGGAGCUGAAGCUUUCCCAGGACAUAAACGGCAAUGGUCUGGGUAUUGACAUCCACGAGGAGGGCGAGCUUCAGACAGAUGGACACUUCUGCAGCAGCAGCAGGAUCUUACUGGAGGGGCUUGAGCCUCAGGUUGCGCUGGCAUGGCCCGAUAACCCUGCCGAAGAAGAAGCCCUGAGGGGUGUCGCUGCAGGGCUGAUUGAAAUAGCUGAUCAGCUUGAGCGUAAUGUGGUGGCCCAGGCUGCUGAGAAUCUGACCAAGAAACUGCAGAAGUAUUCCAUUGGGCUGUGGAAGCACCACCUAGCCCUGGAAGUGGAGUGGGUGAAGAAGCAGGGCCUCGGCCCUGUGCUGGACCAUCUACCCCAGGAGAAGGUGAUCAUGGCCCUCACUCUGACCCUGGUGAAGGGGGUGUGUGAGCACGCCCCCCUGCUGCUCCGUAACCUGUUCAACACAGCAGUUCAGUUCAUAAACCCUACCGUGGCCAGGUGACUUCAAAACAGACCCCAAACUCUACGGACUCUCCACUCUGGACGGAUGCUUGAUUACCAAUCAAUAGUGAGUGUGCCGUUUAGUUCAGGGGCACAUUCAUUUUCUUAACAAGCUACUCAGUAAAUAUAGAACAUUCAAAUUAUUUUUUUGAAAAGAUGUGAUUCUGAAAGUGUUUGCCACUGGAUUUGGAAACUUGAGUGCUUUAUUUUACCAGCUCUGAUACUGCAAAGGGAUAGAGAAGUGUCAUGCAUCGUCUGCUGUUUUCACUUCCACAUACAUUGUGCUUGAAGUUUAUUUUUUUUAAUAGUUUUUUUUCCCAAAACAGUUUUGUAACAAUACAUGGCUUCCUCAAAAGGGAUAAAUCCACUUUUUGUUUUAAAGACCAUGUUAGUUUUGUUAAAUGCCUUUUGGUUUGUUGUAUGCAUAGAUAUCCUAUGAUGAUGAUGCAGGGAUAUACAUUUAAAUUAAAAUAAAUGUAAGAGUAAUACAAUUAUGUAAGGAAGAACCAUUUUAUUAACUUGUUCAUGUGUACAAAACCACAACGAUGCAGUUUAAAUGAUGUAUUCUGGUCUCAAACUGUACAUAUAGGUAAAGUGCUAAAUUGGGGAUUUUACAGCCGUACUGUACUUUCCAAAUA
This is a messenger RNA of Coregonus clupeaformis (lake whitefish), 1344 nucleotides long. RefSeq names its product BH3 interacting domain death agonist (gene bida). Gene Ontology annotation, cellular component: cytosol; mitochondrion; cytoplasm. Gene Ontology annotation, biological process: apoptotic mitochondrial changes; positive regulation of intrinsic apoptotic signaling pathway; positive regulation of extrinsic apoptotic signaling pathway. Bases 114 to 707 code for a protein of 197 amino acids. The record is from RefSeq and is a predicted model, not a curated record. The transcript is spliced from 4 exons. NCBI's taxonomy places the organism in Eukaryota, Metazoa, Chordata, Actinopteri, Salmoniformes, Salmonidae.